This is a messenger RNA of Plasmodium gaboni, 2640 nucleotides long. Its product is annotated as protein kinase 1. The transcript has 2 exons. The coding region runs from base 1 to 2640 and encodes 879 amino acids. Gene Ontology annotation, biological process: signal transduction; protein phosphorylation. Gene Ontology annotation, molecular function: protein serine/threonine kinase activity; ATP binding. Lineage: Eukaryota; Apicomplexa; Aconoidasida; Haemosporida; Plasmodiidae. The record is from RefSeq and is a predicted model, not a curated record. Gene Ontology annotation, cellular component: cytoplasm.
AUGAUGGACUUAAUAAAAAUAUACAAGAGGAAUGAAAUAAUAAAAGACUACGUGAAUAUAUAUUUUGAUGAUGAGAAGUCAGAGAACAGUAAUAAGAAUCUUAGUUAUAAAAUAUUGCAUAUUAUAGGGAAUGGUGUUUAUGGUGUUGUAUAUAAAGCAGAUUGUUUAAACAAUUGUAGUGUUGUUGCUUUAAAACAAACAUAUCAAAAGAGUACAAGAAUAUUUAAAGAAAUUGAAAUUAUGAAAAAAUUAAAACAUCCUAAUAUAGUAAAAUUAAAACAUGCUUUUUAUACAACUACUAAUGAUGGUGGAGUAUAUGUUCAUAUGGCUAUGGAAUAUGGAAAUACCGAUUUGGCUAGCUCGCUUUAUUAUAUUACAUUAAAAGAUAGUAAAGAUUUUUUUAAAGGAUCUUUUGAUCUAGAUAAUUAUAAUUACGAAGAUUAUGAUGAUGAUGAUAAUAAUAAUAUUAAAUGUGAUAAUGAUAUUAUAGUAAAGAAACAGAAGAAAAGUGAUUUUUAUUAUUAUAAGUCUCUUCCUAAUCGAGAUGAAGAAAUGACCGAAAAUGAAAAAAAAGGGAUUCGUGCACGACAUAAUGAAGUGGUUGCUGAUGAGAUGUGCAACAACAAUAAUAAUAACAACAAUAAUAAUAAUAAUAAUAAUAGUUGUAGUAGUAAUAUUUGUAGUUAUAAUAAUAACAAUAUCAAUAAUAAUCUUGAUAAUAAUACCCCGAGCGAUGAAGAUAUGGAAAGUUGUAAUUAUAUAAAGAGGAACAAAAGUAUUAAUAUAAUAAACCAUUUUAGAAAUAGCUUCUUCAAUGAAAAUAUAAAUAAUAUAUGUUCUUGUCAUAACAUUAGUGAUUUUAUUAAAAAAAGUUUUCUGAAUGAAAAUCAAAUAAAGAUAUAUUUGUAUCAACUAAUAAGAGCUACAUUAUAUCUUCAUAGUCUUUGCAUAACUCAUAGAGACAUAAAACCACAAAAUAUACUUAUUUUUUUAAAUAAAACCAAUAAAAUUAAAAAGAAUAACACAUAUAUAAAUAAUAAUAAAUGUCUUAUAUGUAUACAAAAUAAUUUUAAUAUUCAAUAUAUAAUGAAGAAAAAAUAUAAUAAUCAAUUCAACAUGUUUGAAUUUAAUAAGGACAUGAAUCAGAAUCGUGAUCAAAUAUCAAAUGUUGAUAAUAAAUUAUCUAAUUAUAAUAAUCAAUAUAAUGCUGAUAACAUAUCGAAGAGUGAACAACAUUAUUGUGAAGAAAUAAACAAUAAUGAUAAUAUGAAUGAUCCAAGUUGUAAUGUAUCAAAUAUUAAAAACAAUUUACAUGAUAAAAGUAAGAAAGAAAAUGACACUAUAAAUAAUAUACAAUGUAAUGAUAAUUUUUCUUUAAAAAAUAAAAAACAAGAUGAUUUACUUGUUUGUAAAAAUAGUGAUAAAAAAAAUGAUGUAUUUGUAGAACAAACACAAUUAUGUGGUAGGGAUAAAUAUGAAGGAAUUACAACUGAUUCAAAUGAUUAUAAUAAAUAUGAUAACGAUUGUAACAAUAAUAAUAAUUUGAUGAAUACAGAUGACUGUUCAUCUAAGAAUAAUUUACGAUUAAAACGUUUAGUAAGUAUGACAAAUUUAAAUGAAAGAAAUUAUUAUAUGAUAAUAAAUGAUAAUAAGGAUAAGAUAUGUGAUAAAUCGUUAAAAUACGAUGAUGAUGUAACAAAUAAAAAAAAUAAAGCAAAUAUAGAUAAAUCAGAGAAUGAUAAUAUUUCAGAAAAUAAGGAUAUUCAAAUGACAUCACAAAGUAAUAAUAAUAGUGGGGAUGAUCAUAAUGAUAUUAACGAUAAUGUUAAUGAUAAUGUUAAUGAUAAUGUUAAUGAUAAUGAUAAUGUUAAUGAUGGUGAUGAUUUUAAUCAUGAUGAUUUAUCAGAUCAACAAAGUUUAGAUACCUUAUAUAUAAAUAGCCUAAUGUAUAAAUAUAUAAAAUUAUGUGAUUUUAAUACCUCUAUAAAAUUAAAGGAAAAUUAUAAAUAUUUCAGUUAUGUCUGUUCGAGAUAUUAUAGGGCACCAGAAUUAUUAUUCGGUUCAAAUUAUUAUAGCCAGGCGAUAGAUACAUGGUCAAUAGGAUGUGUUAUGGGGGAGCUACUUUUAGGGAAGCCUUUAUUUUUAGGAGAGUGCGCAUCAGACCAACUAGUAGAAAUAAUAAAAAUAUUAGGAACACCAAACGAUGAAGAUUUUUUAUCAUUUCGAAGUGUAUAUAAGAAUAUAAAAUUUCCAGACAUUAAACCUAUAACAUUAGAAAAGGUUAUAAGUCAUAAUUGUUCAAAAGAAAGUUUGGAUUUAUUAUCAGAAUUAUUACAAUUUAAUCCACAAAAGAGAAUAAAAUUAUGUCAUGCACUUUUACAUAAUUAUUUUGAUGAUAUAAGAAAUUUAAAAGUAUUUCAUAAAGAUAUCAAUACAUUUCAAAAAUAUAAAUUACCAUAUAAUACAAACUGUUUUAAUUUUACAAAAGAAGAAUUAUUACAUUUUACAAUAGAAGAAAGGAAAAUAUUAAUACCUCAACAUGUAAGACAAAAUAAAUCAGAUGAAGUAAUGCAAUAUAUUGACAUGACUCCUGAUCAUUUUGAUAAACUAUAUCCAAAUAAAAUACACUUAACAUGUUAA